Molecule: messenger RNA, 4382 nt
Organism: Anopheles funestus (African malaria mosquito)
Lineage: Eukaryota; Metazoa; Arthropoda; Insecta; Diptera; Culicidae
Gene: Drip
Product: aquaporin AQPAn.G
Exons: 8
Coding region: 2018-2800 (260 amino acids)
Biological process (GO): transmembrane transport
Cellular component (GO): plasma membrane
Molecular function (GO): water channel activity
Source: RefSeq, a predicted model, not a curated record
CACGAAAUCGGAUAAUCAAUCUUUGCUAAAGAGGAACGGUACAGAUGAGGUUUUGCACCUUUCCUAUCAUGCGAAUGACCGGCACCACUAGCACCAAUCCCACCGGGCUGUUCUACUCUAGUGUAUAAACACUAAAUACUACAUAACGUGAUAAGCAAUACGGCCAAGCCGUUCCUUGUGAAUUAAAAAAAACUACAUAACUGACCAAAUUGUAUUAUUUAUUUUUUCGUUUGCAUCCAAAACAUGUUCUUGAUGAACACGUUCACGACGCGUUGGAAUAAAAAAAUUCUAUGUACACCAAAUGUACUAUGUACACUACCGUUGUUUGAUAAACGUAGAAAAUCAAUCUAAGGUCGAAUCGAUUGAAUGCAUUCGAGAAAAAUAUGCAACGAGGCGGUUGUGGUUCAACUGCUAACGACCGUUACAUCAUUGUGCAGACUUUUUUCUUCGUGUAUGGCUGCAAAGCAGCACGACUCGCGUUCGAAGAUGUUUGCUAAGUCAAUUAGCUCGUUGACAGAUGUCUUCAAUUAGCGGUCGCAUCGGAAGUCCUGCUACUAAAUAGUCAAUAGAAAGGUUCUGCUUUUCGUGGUACACGGUUACUGUAUCGUUUUUACUUUGUAGUUUUAUCUGCCAAUCCGAGUAAACGGAUCGAUUGACAUGUUGUUCAUAUUUGCUCACGUAUAGCACGUUCCACGACCGAUUCUAGUAGAUGUUGGUCUUAUCUACAACUAAAAGAGUAACAUUCCACUAUCCACUAUGGGAGCGCAUUGUGUUCUAAUAUUGUUUCAUUUGUGCUUUCCCAUAGCUCCUCACCGAUAUAAAGUGUUUCGUUGCUGCUUCGUAAACAAACAUACAUUUUCAUUCCAGACACGUUUUAUCGUGUAGCGUUUGAAAGAGUGACAGAAGAUAAAACAGUACAACAUAUCGCAUUACUUUUCAAACUUGAUUUUUGACAAUUAUAUCUUACGCAAACUGUGUCACUCUAAUGACUCCUUUUGGGGCUAAUGUUUUUGUUUAUUCUCAGGACGGUUGGUCAUAACGACGAGUCCGAUACCACUUAAGUUCGAUGCGAUAAUUUCAUCAAUGGCUAUCUAAAUUGAAUUUACUACUAUUAUAACUGAUAAGCAUUAAUUUAAGUAGAAAGGAAGUGUGAACUGUUUGUUGAUAAGAUGGAGACACAUACAACAUGUCACGCAAUAUCGAGUUUCGGCAAAAAAGACAGUAGUGGUUAGAUAAGCAAUGUUCGUAUUUGAAUGCCCUGCUGAAAGAUGUAUGAUUGGUGUUUUAUACAAUUAUAUUAAGGCUAAUUGCUUUAAUAAGAUUUUAAAGUUGAAAAUAUGAUUAAAAGUAAUGUUUUCCAUACUAUAACUUAGCAUAUUUUCUAACAUCGACUUUGACCACUAGGUGGAUUGAAAUAGAACCAUGUUUUUUGCGCACAUGGAGAAGGGCAUUCGCGUUGGUUCGCACAAGUACGUGAAAGCGCCAACAAGACCACGCCACGAUCGGACCGGAUCGUAAGGGGAAGGGAGUCAAAUGGUGAUUUGCACCUUUUCCGCCACCUCGUGCCUUAGUUUCAUGCCGUGCAUUUACCGUACACCGUCAAACGCAUACCAUAGCGAUUGUUUUGCUCUCCGGCAUUGGAUUGGUUUCCCGCGAAUCGUUUGUCUCAGUCGAUAACUUUCCUUCUUGCAAGCCGGUUCCAACGCAAAACCCUUUGGCGCAAUACGAGUAUAGCCCACAAACGAAAACGAAGUGGUCGAAUGAAAAGUUUUAAAAGUUUUACAUGUUUGUUUGCUGCCUCGACAUUUUCUAAGCAAAUGUAGUGCAGAUCAGUUAACCAUACUAGGACCUUAUAAUAUUCACGCGGGAAAUUAAUUAAUUCAUCUUGAUCACCUUAAGCGUACAUUUGUGUGUAAGUGUCAGUUUUAAAUGGUUCUUAAGCAAUAUCGGGAGCAUUCGAACGGUACAGUACAGUAGUUACAGCAGCAAUAGCAGAGAACCGACUCCGGAACCAGAGAUGAUACCCAUCCUCAGCAAGUUUGAUCUGAAAGAAGGAGUGAAACAGAUCGUCGGCGUCUCCGAUAUCACUGAGAAUCGCAACAUAUGGCGCAUGCUGAUUGCCGAGUUUCUCGGUACCUUCUUUUUGGUCGCGAUUGGCAUCGGUAGCACGACGGGCUGGACCGACUACAAUCCCACGCUUACGCAGAUUGCAUUCACCUUCGGCCUGGUGGUCGCGACGCUAGCACAGGCUUUUGGACACGUGAGCGGAUGCCACAUCAAUCCCGCCGUUACAAUUGGGUUGAUGGUAACUGCCGACGUCAGCAUACUGAAAGGUGCUUUCUACAUUGUUUCACAGUGUAUCGGUGCAAUUGCAGGAGCAGCCGUUAUUAAGGCCGCCACACCGUCGGAAGUUGUUGGAGGACUCGGUGUGACCGGUAUAGCCCCGGGACUGUCCACUGGGCAGGGUGUCCUGAUAGAAGCGCUCAUCACCUUCAUGCUGGUGUUCGUCGUCCAUGGCGUGUGCGAUAAUCGGCGCACGGACAUUAAGGGUUCGGCGCCGCUUGCUAUCGGGCUCUCAAUCACGGCCGGCCAUCUGGCAGCGAUUAAGUACACUGGCGCCAGCAUGAACCCAGCACGUUCAUUUGGACCGGCCGUUGUAAUGGGUAAUUACACGGAUCUGUGGGUGUAUUGGGUCGGUCCGAUUGUCGGUGGCAUCGUCGCUGGUGCCGUCUACCGUCUGUUCUUCAAAAUGAACACUAACAAAGUAGGCCAAGUGACUAACGACGUUCAGUACAUUUAGCCCGGAGCGUAAUCCACUAGCUCAUCUCGAUAACUUCUACUACAAUUAACCUGACUUUGCAUCGUGUGUGAGUGUGUGAGAACGCGACAUCACACCUUGGGAUUAAUCGCAAUUAUUAAACACAUUGACAAACACCUAUAUAGCCAGGGUCCACAUUACCAAGGAUCUUAAUAUAAAACCAAACCAAAAACUAAAAUUCAACGGAAUAAAGCCGGAAUGGAAUACGCUUAACCGAAUAUAUGUGAAACAAACGGAAUCUGGGAUAAUUAUCCAGCGCCAAAAUAGCAGAUCGUUUACUGCAAAUCGUUAACAACUAAACCACUCAUCCACACCAUCAGUGCUUAAAACUCCUUAAAAAUCAUCUGGAGUAUGGAAAGCGUCCCAAUGAGAACCGAUUGGAGCUAGGAAAUAUGUGCAGCACGUGAUAAUUCCAUCCUUAGUCAUUAAACACUAACCAAUAAAUUAACAGUGUUUUAAUAACACGUUCAACGUCACGUCAAAAAUUGUAGAAGACGAUAACACGAGGCAUGACCCAUAUUUGGGUGAUGCACCUAUGAAUGUGUUAAGGCUGGCUUAUGAAUUAAUUGCAAGAGAACAACAUCUAACGUCAAUGAUAUUAGCACUAACUCCACACAUAGAGAAGCGUAUGAUUCUAAUGCUUUCAAGUAAUAACUAACAUCACUAAUGUGCUUUGCGUUUCUGUAUGGUAAUAGAGUAAUACUUUCGAAUGAUAUAUUUACAGCAUUGGUUAUUGUACAGAAAUAUUAGGUUUUAGUAUUUUUGUUCCACACCUAAAAAACACUGCAAACACACUUUUGUUCAGUUUUAUAACACUUUGGCAAACACGAGGACUUAAGACCUUUGGAGAGUAAAACACAAAUUGAUUAGAGUGUAGAACCGAUUUCGUUACUUUCAUGUAUAGGGGUUAUGUUUAUUUCCCUUCUCCUAUUUUUCUGUUUUUGUUUUUUUUAUGAUGGUUUAUUGAAACUGUAGGCAUCAACUUAUCACAUACACACACUCGUUCUCUGUAAGAUUCUUGUCACACAUUAUAUAUUAUUUAAAUGAAACUUCACAACUAUUAUUAGGAAAAACUUACGAGUAAGAGAAAUAGUGGGUUAGGGGAAGGCCACUUUUCAUUUAUGUAGCAAGAAAUCGUUUGCGUUUGCGAAUAGCCGUGGACACAAUAGCAUGGCGAUCUUAACAGGCUACCGAGUGCAUUUGAGUUGUCGAUGGUAGUUUAAGAAAAGAGUUUUCUUUGUCAAUUCAACCAUAAAAUAAAACAGGAUGAAUUCGACCCAAUUGUUGUUCUGCGGAAUGAAAUAAUUGUGACAAAAAAAUCGAGCAAACAAAACACAACUAUGAAAAAACAUGUCGGAGAAUAUCAUCUAUCGGUUACAUCGUUUCUCGGCCAUAAAGGUUAAGAUCGAAGUGUAGUAUCCAUCGAUGAGAGAGAUUCGAUUCUAUCCGUAAGUUCUAUUUAUGUAUCAUAUACAUCGGAAUUUACCAAAACAGUGGUGUUGUGACAGAAUAAAAGAAACAGAAGAACUUUAAAUAAAUAAAAACUAAUGUUAAAAGUGUGAAA